Mycosarcoma maydis (corn smut) is the source of this 3612-nucleotide messenger RNA. RefSeq lists its product as uncharacterized. The transcript has a single exon. The coding region runs from base 1 to 3612 and encodes 1203 amino acids. NCBI's taxonomy places the organism in Eukaryota, Fungi, Basidiomycota, Ustilaginomycetes, Ustilaginales. The record is from RefSeq and is a predicted model, not a curated record. Gene Ontology annotation, molecular function: protein binding.
AUGGUUGGUUGUCGAUCAUCGUCUCGCCCGUCGAGUUCCGCGUCGAGAUGCCCACCAUCGCUGCGCAACACCUCACUUCUCGCACUCAUACUUCCGCUUCUCACUCUCGUCUCUGCACAAUCAACAGCAGAUACAAUUCCGGCAAGAUGGGCCCAAGCAUCAGCGCUCGUCGGCUCUCUCUUUGUCGUCCAAGGCGGCAAAACCCAGGGCACCACAGGUGGAGGAUACACUUACAACUCGGCACCCAACAAUGGCCAGAUGUACACUCUCGAUUUGUCAACCAACUUUUCCCUCGCUUCGCCUCCAUGGCAAACCAUCUCGACACAGAUUGACAGUGCUGCUGCGCCACCCGUCGCUUUCCACACGAUCUCACCUCUGAACAAUUCUGCGCUCCUCCUAUUUGGUGGUGAUGGCGCCCCGAUCGUUCCGGUCCAAACCGGCAAUGAUUCAGCCUACAUCGUUCAUCUUGAUGGUCCAGCCACCAAUCGCACAGCCAGCUACCAGCCUGUGCCUACCUCAUGGAAUCAACCAAUGCGCAGGGUACACCACACGAGCGAAAGUAACGCCAGAGGUACCGUCUGGAUUCUAGGAGGAGAAAAAGCAGAUGGCUCCGGACUCAUUUUCGAUGAGCAGUGGAACAUCGACACCACCACCAUCUCCUCGUCAUCACCUUCUUUCCAGCUUGUAAGCGAACCUCCUUCUGGCAGCCUUGUAGGCUCCACUUCGACCAUGCUCAGUGAUGGCACGCUCUUGCUUAUCGGAGGUCUCGAUGUCUCUGGCCAGCUUCAAUCAAUGCAAAAUUUGUAUGCCUACUCGGCCAAAUCCAGAUCAUGGUCUCAGACUGCCACGCAAUCCUCGACCAACGCGACUUUCUCGGCGCGUCAAAAUCUCUUCCCCUCGCCUCGUCGCGGCCAUAUUGCUGUCAGCCUUCCUAACCAGCGUGUAUUUAUCCAAGGAGGCGCUAGUGCGGAUCUCUCCACUGUCUACAGUGAUGCUUGGAUCCUCGACUGGAGCGUCAACCCACCAGUUUGGACCGAGGUCGAUUCUACUGGCGGUCCAGGCCCCAGGUUUGGACAUUCGGCUGUGGCGUAUGGCAGACAGAUUGUCAUUUCGUUUGGAUGGGCAGGUUCGAAUGCAGCACCCACACCCGUCAUUGUCUUUGAUGCGUCCACUCUCACUUCCUCUGCAUCCAGCAAAGGCAGCUGGUCAGGCGGAAGCUGGUCUGCAACCACCUAUGCACCGGACCCGCAGAUGACCACCGCCUCGACAACCGCAUCCUCAGAGUCUCCGUCUGGGUCACCCAACGGUUCCAGCGCCAAUGGCUCAAGCUCAAGCUCCGGCGGCGACCUCUCCUCACCUGCCAGCGAUUCAAAACCUGGCGGUAAUAGCAGCCCAAGCGGUAGCGAUUCAGGUCCCGCUACCUUUCCCGCUGGCAACAACGCUCAUGGUGAUGAUGGCUCGUCCAAGACAAAUGAUAGUGGCUCAGACGGUGGCGCCGGUGCCAAAGCUGGUGCCGCCGUUGGAGCCCUCGUAGGUGUCGGUCUCGUCAUCGGCGGCGGCUAUGCAAUCUACCGUCGCCGCUCUCUGAGCAACUAUCGGCGGUAUGGUGACGGCUCGGUCGGCCUUUUUGGUUUUGGAGGCCGUCGACGAGGCGAGUUCGCAGAUGAUGGCCAUCUCAUGGAAAAGGGAUUUAUGCAGAGCGACUAUAACCGACCAUACCAUUGUACAAACGCUGCUGGUUUGACCGGUGGCCUUGCCUACGGCAGAAAGCGCGGACGUAGCGAGGGAUCGCCCUGGGCUGCAGCCAACCUGGGCCAUGCUAUGGAAGGUUCAGGUCCGCAUUUCCGUGAGAGAAUCGCCAUUAUUGCGGGUCGGGGCAAACGCGACACAAACACCAUUCCUCGCUUCGACAUGCUCGCCGAUGAAGCUGACAGCGUCUUCCGUCCUCGCGGCAUCAGUGACGGGGAUGAUGCUUACGAUCACGACGUCGAAGAUGUAGAGGAUUCUUUGUGGCAUGACGGUCACCUUCGAGAACACUCGUACGCUCACGUUGGCGACCAAGACCUCUCCAGCGGCGACCUUGGCCGUUUGCAGCAUGAACAAGACCAGGACAACAACGAACAAGACAUGUACUCUCCCUUCGAAGAUCGUCCUCAAGACGCACGAGCAGGUCGCAUCAUGCUCGCUGCCGCUGCAACAGGAGGCAUUGUUGCACGAGGAUACGGAAAGCUCGCAGAUCGAGAGAUGGAUGGCAGCUACGACGACGAUCGUCGCUCAUACGACGGUCGAUCCGAUCUCGACACGCAAGAUGGCCCCUCUUCUGGUCCUUCGAUCCAAUCGCACAGCACUGCUAGCAAGAGCGAUGCCCCCAGCUCCUCUGCCGGCGGACUUGUUUCCUUUUCAGACGCUAGCCAUGGCCGCCAGAGUGGCUACAGCAUGAUGAAGCGCAGUCCUACUUGGUGGGACCGUUUCAUGGGUAACUCGAUCAUGGAACGAUCCUCUUCCGGUCGAUUUUCUGCAAGACCGCAAGCGAAUGUACUCAUUCGGGACCGAGCGCCGCCUCCGGUGAGCGGGCUGGAAAUGAUCACCGAAUCACCUCGUUCGCGCCAAGUGUCUGAAGUUCAUCCGCAGGAUCCGUUUGCCGGUUCGAGCAUCGAGAAUCAGCCUGCCACGUACAUAGGCGGUCUCGACGAGUUGGGCCGUAGUGUUGGCUCUGAAGCUGCAGGUGUUGUCGCCGAAGCCUGCAUUGCACAUGAGCAGAGUGGAUCGCUUUCAACGAUCGGAUCUGCACGCACGGGCGCUUCGUCACACUUCGAGUCCCGACUGCGUGGCAUGGAUGUCAUUCAACGCGUGCGCACAGGAAGCAGCCGACGAACCCACUCGACACGCGCCGGAAGCACGAUGAGCGACACCGACAGCGAACCGGCGCUCAGUCGUGGGCCUACCUUACUUCGACCUCGCAAUGUAAGGAGUUCAGAAGCGCUUCGCGACGACGCAUCAUCCACACCGGGAUCGGUGGUCUGGAGACCUGAAGACUUUCAGCCAUCCCUCAACGCCGGACUUGAAGAUCUGGCAGAGGAGGAAAACGUGGGUGAAGAUACGCCGAAUACCCCGCGAAGAAACAGUAGUGACUCGUUGUCGGCUGGUCACUUGCCAGUAGGAGCACGUCGACGGUCUAAUGUCUCGGAAACACCUUCGAUCACGCCGCUCACUACGAAACGAGCACGAUUGAAUCCGGUGAUGGUCUCACCACUCUUCCCCUCGACUGAUCCGCAACGCCAUCGAAAGCCUACAGCGACAAUUGCGAAUAGCAGUGUCAAGGAGAAAGUCAAAGCGUUUGAAUCGGUCACUGCCGAUACAGCGGUUUCGGCGUGGACCGCAAGUUUGUCAAGCGCCAACUCUGGACGCGCUACCACUGGAAUCACGUCGCUCGACAACUCUGAGGCUCGAGACAUGCCGAUCGAUCGAACAAGCUCCCCUCAAGGUUCCACUGCCUCUCGUACACGCAAAACUUUCUUGACCCACGGUUUGGCACCACGUCCUCAGCUCUUCAUUGCCAACCCGGACAAUGCAUCCAAACGCUCCGGAAGCGAUGCUUCCACCAUCCCCUGA